This is a messenger RNA of Onychomys torridus (southern grasshopper mouse), 904 nucleotides long. It is a transcript of the gene Tnni1, whose product is annotated as troponin I1, slow skeletal type. Gene Ontology annotation, cellular component: troponin complex. The record is from RefSeq and is a predicted model, not a curated record. Bases 43 to 606 code for a protein of 187 amino acids. Gene Ontology annotation, biological process: muscle contraction. Lineage: Eukaryota; Metazoa; Chordata; Mammalia; Rodentia; Cricetidae. The transcript is spliced from 9 exons.
CAGCUCCACGAGGACUAAACUAGGUGCUGCCUUGCUACCACCAUGCCGGAAGUUGAGAGGAAAUCCAAGAUCACUGCCUCCCGCAAACUCAUGCUGAAGAGCCUGAUGCUAGCCAAGGCCAAGGAGUGCUGGGAGCAGGAACAUGAGGAGCGAGAGGCUGAGAAGGUGCGUUAUCUAGCGGAGCGCAUCCCCACACUGCAGACCCGAGGCCUGUCCCUCAGCGCCCUGCAGGACUUGUGCCGAGAGCUACAUGCCAAGGUGGAGGUGGUGGAUGAGGAGCGAUAUGACAUUGAGGCCAAAUGCCUCCACAACACGAGGGAGAUUAAGGACCUGAAACUGAAAGUGCUGGACCUCCGUGGGAAGUUCAAGCGCCCACCCCUGCGCCGGGUCCGCGUCUCAGCUGACGCCAUGCUCCGAGCCCUGCUGGGCUCCAAGCACAAGGUGUCCAUGGACCUACGGGCCAACCUGAAGUCUGUGAAGAAAGAAGACACAGAGAAGGAGCGACCAGUAGAGGUGGGAGACUGGAGGAAGAAUGUGGAGGCCAUGUCUGGCAUGGAAGGUCGCAAGAAGAUGUUCGAUGCCGCCAAGUCCCCGACCUCACAGUAGAGGUUGCCUUGCUGUAUGGCACUCUGGGAUCGUGCUUUGGGCCCCUUCCUCCAGCCCCACUCACCUAUCUUUCUGCCAAUGCCUGGAGCACCCCUGCUACGCCUCCCUCCCCCCAGCCUACAUGGCCACCUUUGGAGGCAGGAUGAGAAUGGUACACAGAGGAGAAGAGAGAAGCGAGUCACUGAGAACUCAACGUACGAGGCACGCUGGUGUUACCCAGUCACACCGAGGGGCCAUAGGCUGAGGAGGGACCAGAGAGAACACCUUCCCUACAGCCCCAGAUCGCUACUCUCCAUUU